AUCUAGGUGGAGUUGACUAAGCGACGUUCGGUUGAGGUUUCGUCUCGUGUGACCGCACGAUGCCACACCUGACACCUCCGUCUGAGGUCGGUGUGUGAUUUAGAGUGAUGAUGCACAAUUCGAAGCUGAGUGUUUCUCGAGAACAGCGAAUAGGCACUAGUCGUUCAUCCGAAAUUACUCAACGGUGCGUCGUUAAAUGACGGCAAUUAAUCUGCCGUGUACAGUAGGCGGUAUGAUGGAUGUAUCAGCAACUCUAAGAAUAACGAAUUUGGACCCACAUGAAACGACAUGUGUCUCAUAGUGUCUAUCGUAGUGGCCGUUUGUAAACAGUUUUCAUAGUUAUCAAAAUGCAAUAUGCGGUAUAUAAGCCAGUAGAGUACGUAUUAUAUUUCGGGAAUAAUGUUUACAUUCAUGUUUUAACACAGCGACGUACCGAGAAACCAGCAUCCUUUAAUCAGUUGCCUUCAUCGAAGCGCAAUGUGUAAUGUUUGGAUUACUUUAUUGCAGCGUAAUGAGGGCGAGGUAGUAUAGACUGUGAUAAUAUUCCGUUCGAUGUUUUACGUUUUGUUGAAUGACGCAACAAACAGUUUCGUAAUUAUAAUUUUAUAGGAACGAAUAAAAUGCAGUUAUCUGUUGUACAACGUUUCAAAUUGAUGCUAUGCGCUUAAAAAGUUUGCCCUUACAGUCUGUUACCGAGGCUCAUAUUUAUUGUACUUGUGGCUGAUGUCAUACGCAGUCGAGCGAGCGUCAGCUUCGUGGCGGGACAGACAGAAUUAACCGCGUUGCCGGUCAGGUGCCACAGGUUGUCGUCUGCUAGACACAAAUUAGGAUUGAAGACUGAUUCACAAAAACAAUAAAAUGUGUGGCAUAUGGGCAGUUUUUGGCCUGGCAACAAGCACUUCUGUGCACUCAAACACCUCCUUCUCAAAGAUAAGUCACCGUGGCCCUGACGCAUGGCGCAUAGAACAUGACAAACGAAUACAGAACAGUUGCAUUGGGUUUCACCGUUUAGCAAUUGUGGACUGUAUAUAUGGAAUGCAACCAAUGAAAAUACAUGCCUAUCCUCAUCUCACCCUUAUAUGCAAUGGGGAGAUAUAUAACUGCAAAAAUUUGGCACAGCAGUUUGGAUUUAAGUAUGAAACCAACUGUGAUGUUGAGUCAGCAAUUCACCUUUUUGCCAAAGGUGGAAUCAGCAUGUGUGCUCGCCAUCUGGAUGGAGUUUUUGCCUUGUGCAUCAUAGAUAGCAACAAGCGCCGUCUCUAUCUCGCCCGUGAUCCUUUUGGAGUGAGGCCCCUCUUCCGACUUCGAUCUGGCUCAGGAGUUCUUGCUGUGUCAUCUGAAGCUAAAGGGCUUAUGGACAUGGCUCGUGAUCUUGAAGGAAGUGCAUGGAAAUUGGAACCAUUUCCACCUGGAGUAGUAGAAGCCUACCAGAUCAGAGAUGAUGGAACAACUACUCUUUUGCAGUCAGAAAAGUACUACAAUAUUGGAAGCAAACCAGCAGCAAAGCCAUUUGUGCCAUAUGAUGACUUCCAUCCCACUGACAUACAUGCCAAUAUUCGUACCCUUUUGAGGUCUGCUGUGAGGAAGAGACUGAUGUCUGAUCGCCGAAUUGGUUGCCUGCUUUCUGGUGGCUUAGAUUCCAGUCUUGUUACAGCACUACUUGUGCGUUUGGCUAAAGAGGAAGGCAUUUCAUACCCGAUCCAGACAUUUUCUAUAGGUAUGGAUAACAGCCCAGACAUUAUUUGUGCAAGAAAAGUGGCUGAGUAUCUGGGGACAGAGCACCAUCAAGUCCUAUUUACCCCUGAGGAUGUAAGACAAGUGCUGGAUGAUGUCAUACAUACUCUCGAGACCUUUGACAUUACAACUAUACGGGCUUCUGUGGGUAUGUACCUAAUAGCACGAUACAUAAAGGCUCAUACUGAUUCUACUGUAAUAUUCAGUGGGGAGGGUGCAGAUGAGUUGUGUGAAGGAUAUAUAUACUUCAGGGAUGCUCCAGAUGCUGAGGCAGGUGCUGAAGAGAGCUUGCGCCUGUUGAAAGAUAUUUAUCUUUAUGAUGGACUUCGUGUGGAUCGUACUUUAGCAGCAUUUUGUUUGGAAGCGCGUGUACCAUUCCUGGACCAGCAGUUCACACAUUACUUCAUGGGUCUUCCACCUGCCAUGAGGUGUCCACAGAAAGGGAUAGAGAAACACUUGCUUCGGUCAGCAUUUGAUGAGACAGACUUACUUCCAAAAGAAAUACUGUGGAGGCACAAAGAAGCCUUUAGUGAUGGUGUUACAUCAAAGAAGAAGUCCCUCUUCAAUGUGAUACAGGACAUUGUGGAAUCUCAAGUGACUGAUAAUGAGAUGGCUGGUGCAUUGAAAAAGUAUCCCCACUGCACACCCCCUACAAAGGAAGCAUAUUACUACAGGAAACAGUUUGAGAUGCAGUUUCCAAAUCAGUCACACCUGAUACCAUAUUUCUGGAUGCCACGAUGGGUGGCUGUUAACGAUCCGUCAGCACGGUUCAUCAGUCACUAUUCAGCAGACAGUGACAGUGCCCAAGGAUAAUGGCAUUGCUCAUCUGAUGAAUUGUUGCAGAUGGUAAGGAACACUAUUUUGCAGCAAAAAGGUGUUGCAGCAGACAACUUAAAAUGCUUGACAUGGAGAAUUUUAAGACUAUUUUAUUGUUUUGAAGAAGACCAUAUUCCACUUUUUAAUAAUUUGUGUAUGUGUAUGAUUUAAGAUUUCGUAAUAAGUUUAUAGCCACAGUACAGACAUCUAUGAUAGUACAUAGUCCUACCAUUCAAACACUUUCUCAUAGGUUUCUAUUGAGUUAUCUUCUUUUGCUCUGUCUGCCUGUGGUUAUACCUUUGUUUCUGUUAAUAAAUGUUUGCAAACAUUACAUUAUUAGCAGUAACAACAGGAAUAAUGAGACACAGUGAAAACUCAUUUUGUAGUCCUCUUUACAACUGCUUCACCUGCUUCUUUGAUGGAGUUGAUGUGAACCAGUAUUAGUUUUAAGUCCAAAAGUUGCCAUAGGGACCCUUCCAUUGUAUUAAUCUUUUAUUUUUGUGUCAUAUUCUAGCACUUCAUCUUGGGAUGUUCAAAGAGUUCAGACUACUACCGUAACAAUACCAUUUUUGUAAACCACGUUGUUGUAUUUAAAUUUGAAAUGCUCAGUGCAUCUUUACUGUUGUGAUUAUUCCAUGAAGAUGUAGAAAAAGUGAGAAAAACAAAUAGAGAAUAUAUAUUUUACAGAAUAAAUUGUAUUCACUCCA
Molecule: messenger RNA, 3257 nt
Organism: Schistocerca gregaria
Lineage: Eukaryota; Metazoa; Arthropoda; Insecta; Orthoptera; Acrididae
Product: asparagine synthetase [glutamine-hydrolyzing]-like
Exons: 12
Coding region: 859-2547 (562 amino acids)
Cellular component (GO): cytosol
Molecular function (GO): asparagine synthase (glutamine-hydrolyzing) activity
Source: RefSeq, a predicted model, not a curated record